Molecule: messenger RNA, 2991 nt
Organism: Neolamprologus brichardi
Lineage: Eukaryota; Metazoa; Chordata; Actinopteri; Cichliformes; Cichlidae
Gene: ptpn12
Product: protein tyrosine phosphatase non-receptor type 12
Biological process (GO): protein dephosphorylation
Cellular component (GO): nucleus; cytoplasm
Molecular function (GO): non-membrane spanning protein tyrosine phosphatase activity
Source: RefSeq, a predicted model, not a curated record
UCAGGGUAUGGAUGGCCCAGAGGCCUAUAUUGCAACUCAGGGUCCACUGCCGAACACUGUCAUCGACUUCUGGAGGAUGAUCUGGGAAUACAACGUUGCUGUUAUUGUGAUGGCGUGUCGAGAGUUUGAGAUGGGAAGAAAAAAGUGUGAGCGGUAUUUCCCGAUGCAGGGGGAGCAGCCUAUGAGCUUUGGCCCUUUCAGAAUCUCCUAUGAAUCGGAGCAGGCCAGAACAGACUACUUCAUCAGGACUUUGACAGCACAGUAUGAAAAUGAAUCUCGUAGGAUAACGCAGUUCCAUUAUAUGAACUGGCCGGAUCAUGACGUCCCCUCAUCAUUUGAUUCCAUUUUGGAUAUGAUUGGGCUGAUGAGAGAAUACCAAGAGAACAAUGAUGUCCCAAUAUGUGUACACUGCAGUGCAGGCUGUGGGAGGACAGGAGCUAUCUGUGCUAUUGACUACACAUGGAACCUCCUCAAAGCCGGGAAAAUUCCAGAAGAUUUUAAUGUAUUCCGGUUGAUCCAAGAGAUGAGGACACAGCGACACUCGGCUGUUCAAACCAAGGAGCAGUAUGAGCUGGUUCAUAGAGCCAUCGCUCAACUGUUUGAGAAACAGCUACAGCAGCUGGAGAGUCCCACCAGCACACAGAUCCAUGAUGGCAUGGAUGAAAGCAGUCCUGACAAAGCAAGCAACCAAUUAUCGGAUGAUACAUGGGACACUCCACCUCCAAAACCUCCCCGCAUUCGCAGUACGCAGGUAGAAGGCGACGUAAAGGAAGAGAUCCUCCAACCCCCAGAGGCUCACCCCGUACCACCCAUUCUGACCCCAUCUCCUCCAUCAGCCUUCCCGACUGUCACGAACGUGCGACAGGACAAUGACCGCUACCAUCCCAAACCCGUCAUCCAUGUCCUCGCUACUGCGCAGCACAACGUGACAGAGGAUAAGAAAACAGACCAGCAGCAGAACCAGCUAGAGCCCAGUCCAAACAAACAGACCAGUCCCUCAGAGCAGAAAGAUCAAGAGCAACUAAGCCGAAAACAGCAGAGUCAGGUCUCAAGUCUGGAUCUCAAUGACAACUACAACAACAAAAUGUCUUCAAAGUCAGAAUCAGGCCAAAGCCAGACUCAGACCCCAUCCUCGCCCCUCUCCCCAGCUGUUGAUUGUUCUGGUGCUCCUCGAAUCGAGAGGAAGCUCAGCAUUGAGAUUAAAAAGGUGCCACUGCAGGAAGGACCUCGCAGCUUUGACACCUCCUCGUCGAUGGGAGUAGCCGGCGGACAAGGCUCCAGUUCUAGUAACAACAGCUGCGCACUGCAAAGAAGUCACGCAUUUAAAGCUCGCACUGGUCCGUCCCUUCUGACGUCCAGCUCCUCUCUGUCAGAGGACUCUGGCACAGAGGGAGGAGCUUGUGGAUGUGGAGAGAGUCAAGCAGAUGGAGGCAGCCUCGCCAGGCCGAACCACCUUCCUGUAAAGAGUGGAGAGAAGGUGGAGAAGCAGGGAGGGGAUUUGAAAGCCGGCCACGCAGCGUGGACUCAACACAGCAACAGCCCGGACAAACAGUACCCCAAGACCACCUCCUCUUCUUCCUCCUCAGACCGCGUGGCUCCAUCCUCAUCCUCCUCCUCCCACCUCUCCUCUUCCUCCUCCUCCUCCUCCUCCUCCUCCACACCUGUUAGGACUGCCCUGAGUUUCACCAACCCCCUGCACUCUGACAACUCGGACGAGGAGGGGAAGAUGUCCGAGGAGACGUCCGGAGGAGGAAAGGAGGCUUUCCGCACAAGCGUAUCCACAGCGACUGCCACCGUAACGGCAUCCUCUCAACAUGGAGACCAGCAGCCGGUCAGAAAGGUGUCGCCGAUGUCAAUUGCAGGGCAGAUCACACCAACGGUCUCUCCAUCCAUAGCAAAUGCGUCUGACUGUGCGACGACCUCUCCAGCCGACCUUCCAUCUGCUGGCACCACAACAAGCAACAACAGCAAGCCAGAGCUGGGUGGGGUUCGGUAACCGCUGCAUUCAGCCCAAAGGUCCUCGACAACCCCCCCUGGAGUGGACAUGAUGGAACAGUCCAGCUGCCCGUCCACCACCACUGUCCUCCCUUGUCAGGAGAUGGGGUCUACCGACCUCACCUGGCUGGUCCAAAAACCAAGAUGAUAGAUGCUACGCAUUUCAUAGAAAAACCUUCUGAGUGACUGUUUGCCAGUACCCUCCUCUUCCUCCUCCUCCUCAGUCCUCCCUGCAAAGUGCCACUGUGCCGAGCAGGGACAGUCAAGAGGCUAGAAUGUUCUCCUCCUCAGCUUGCUGAUGUUGGCAGGUUUGACUACUCUAGAUGCUGACCUGGGAUCAGUUUGGUUAUUUCCCUGUUUUAAUAAAGGAUAAUUCCUGUGGGGGGGUUUUCUCACUUUUUUUUUUCUUGGGGGGGGGGGAACUGGAGAGAAGACUAAGAGCGGGCAUGUUUUUCCUCCAUGAGCUGUAGACACCUCACUUUUAAGGCUGUUACAUGUCAAAUAUAAAUAAAGUGUUCAGGCUGAGCGCUUUGUUUAAAGCCAAAUGAGAAUUUUUUUUCCCUCCUAUAUCAGGAAUUACCUUAAAUUAGAAAAACUACUGUGGGAGGCUGAACUCCCAGAAGUUGUCUGUUGCCUCCUACUGAACGAACAACAAUCUUGAAAGCGAACUUAGAUAAUCUGUUACCCAUUUCUGUUGGGUAUGCACAGGUUGCCAGGGUGCUCUCUCUUUGUCUUUCUCUCCCUGUUUCAAAGUGCUGGUGCUACAUUACAAAGGAUCGUCACGGAAACAAAAGCGCCAGAGCUCACUGUUACCCGUUUCUCACUGCUGUUGUUAGCUCUGCUAUUUUACACGUCCAUGCUUCUCCACCAGAGUGACAGGUUAACAAAGUUUGGCCAUUGUGGUGUUCAUUAAAGUGCAGCUGGUGAUUUUAUGGCAGCUGGCAGUAAUAGUUGUGUCAAUGUCUCAGUGGCAACUAACUGAGCUUUAAAAAAAAA